Molecule: messenger RNA, 639 nt
Organism: Plasmodium vivax (malaria parasite P. vivax)
Lineage: Eukaryota; Apicomplexa; Aconoidasida; Haemosporida; Plasmodiidae
Exons: 1
Coding region: 1-639 (212 amino acids)
Biological process (GO): protein transport; late endosome to vacuole transport; endosome transport via multivesicular body sorting pathway
Cellular component (GO): ESCRT III complex; multivesicular body
Source: RefSeq, a predicted model, not a curated record
AUGGGCGGGUACUUCUCCAAGGACCUGGAGGAGUGCCUGCGCAACGAGAAGAGGAACCUCAACAGGUCAAUCAGGGAGCUGGAGCGGGAGAUAUUUAAGCUCACCAACGAGCAGAGCAAAAUAGAAAAGAACAUAAAGAUAAAUGCCAAGCGGAAUGGAGACACCUCCACGGUGAGGACACUUGCAAGGGACUACAUCAGCAUUAAGAAGACCAUCGCAAAAUACAAUAAACUCAAAUCGCAUUUAUUUUCUAUGAAGGUCAAAUUGCAGAGUGUUAAGUCGUCGGAACAACUUGGGCGAAGCCUCACAGAAAUAAAUAGAGUCAUUAAGAGAGUAAAUGGCUACAUAAAACUAACCUCCUUAAAUAAAUCCAUUAAUGACUUUCAUAAAGAAAACAACGAGGUGUCCUUGAAGGAGGAUAUGCUCGACGACUUGUUCGAGGCGUUUGAUUAUGAUUCCCAAAUGGUUGCGGAGGAAGAAGAGCUCGUUACCAAGGUGCUUGAAGGCAUGGGCAUCCAAAUGAAUGCCAAGCUAGAAGACAUCCCCUCUCCUGGGGAACUUCCCAAGACGCAGGUGGACCACCUGGGGGUCUCAGAUUUGGAGGCACGCAUCAACAACCUCCGCCUAGGGAAGUCAUAA